GAGUGAUUUGAGGCAUUGUUUUGGUCUAUGUUUUGGCAAACGCUUUGAAUUUUGUGAUCACUUCUCUCGAGACAAUCGCCGAAGACGUGACAUAUCUGGGAAGCAGUCAUGCCGUACGCCAAUCAGCCAUCGGUGACCAUUCCUGACGCCGGUAUCACUGAUGAGAGCAUCAAAUUCAGUGUCGAAGACACGGAUCUGUCGGUCGCCAACGCUAUACGGCGUGUAUUCAUCGCCGAAGUGCCGACUCUGGCCAUAGAUUGGGUCCAAUUGGAGGCGAACUCAUCGGUUCUUCACGACGAGUUCAUCGCUCAUCGCUUGGGUUUAAUACCAUUGACUUGCGAUGAAGUGGUGGACAGAAUGCAGUACUCGAGAGACUGCACGUGCGUUGACUUCUGUCCCGACUGUUCCGUUGAGUUCACUCUUGACGUGAAGUGUACGACAGAAGAGACCAAAUCCGUGACCAGCGCUGACCUCAAGUCGUCGGACGCGCGAGUGGUUCCCGUCUCGUCCAGACAUCACGACAACGACGAGGACUACGACGAGGCGGAUGUGGACAACGAGAUACUGAUUGUGAAGUUACGGCGCGGACAGGAGCUCAAGAUCAAGGCCUACGCCAAGAAAGGGUUCGGCAAAGAGCACGCGAAGUGGAACCCGACGUGUGGAGUGGCCUUCGAGUACGAUCCGGACAACGCUUUCCGACACACGGUUUACCCCAAACCGGAGGAAUGGCCGCGAAGUGAGUACUCGGAGUUCACGGACGAAGACACCCAAUUCGAGGCCGACUAUAUACGGGACGGAAAGCCCAAUAAGUUCUUCUUCACAGUGGAGUCGUCCGGAUGUAUGAAACCGGCGAAUAUAGUCAUGUCUGGUCUCAAUCAACUCAAGAAGAAGUUGAGUGAUUUGCAGACUCAGGUCACCCAUGAGAUGCAGAACGACGCCCUCGCCAUCAACUGAUCCAUACAUUACAUACACUAUUAAUCAAUCGAUUUCUCGCUGUAUUUAAUUGUUUGUCCCAUAAUUUGUCGAACAUUUUUAGUUAAAUAACAAAAUUAUGUUUUCGUUUAUCCCAUAAAUUUAAGGUCUGUCUCGAAAAAUACCUUAUUUUAAAAGUGAACUAAAAUUACAAAUAAAAACUGCAUUAAUUUUGUAAAUAAUCAAA
Medioppia subpectinata is the source of this 1159-nucleotide messenger RNA. NCBI's taxonomy places the organism in Eukaryota, Metazoa, Arthropoda, Arachnida, Sarcoptiformes, Oppiidae. The record is from the annotation of a GenBank genome assembly.